AUGUUAAAAUCAGCAGCUUCUCGUUUGGUGUUGCUAGGAUCUCCAGUAGCUGUUGAAAGCAGUGGACGUCGAGGAAAGUCAACAACUUCAUUGCCUGUCUCAGUUGCUUCAUUUCGAUUACGUGCAGUUUGCCCUCACAAACAACAUAAUUUAAAUAAUAAUUUGUUUUCUUCAAUUAAUUAUUGUUCUAUUCCCAUAUCUGGGCAAAAUAAACAAAAUUUAUUGAAGGAAGAAAGUUCACAAAAUAAAAAUGAAGAACAGCAACAAUGGAUGGUUAAUGUUACAAAAUGUGGAAUACCUAAAGAAUUUCAGGGUUCACAAUCUGAAGCACUACAACAACAAAAGCAAUGUGAACGCGAUGUUUAUGGAGAUGAUGCUUGUUUUAUUGCUAGCCAUGAAAAUACUUAUGUAUUGCCGAUGGUGUUGGGGGUUGGCGAAGGCACGGUGUUGAUCCUUCCCAGUUUGCUGCUCAAUUAAUGUCAAAUUGUGCUGGAAUUGUAGAAUCUGGGGAUUUUGAGUGUGCACGUCCAGAUUUAAUAAUUGAAUGUGCUUAUAAUAAAUUAAAAAUGUUAAAUAAUCAGAGGCCGAUUGGUUCUUCAACUGCUUGUGUUUUAGCAAUUACUA
Messenger RNA from Meloidogyne enterolobii, 624 nucleotides. The record is from the annotation of a GenBank genome assembly. Lineage: Eukaryota; Metazoa; Nematoda; Chromadorea; Rhabditida; Meloidogynidae.